Mucor mucedo is the source of this 1000-nucleotide messenger RNA. RefSeq lists its product as uncharacterized. Gene Ontology annotation, molecular function: RNA polymerase II cis-regulatory region sequence-specific DNA binding; DNA-binding transcription factor activity, RNA polymerase II-specific. Lineage: Eukaryota; Fungi; Mucoromycota; Mucoromycetes; Mucorales; Mucoraceae. Bases 53 to 778 code for a protein of 241 amino acids. Gene Ontology annotation, cellular component: PcG protein complex; transcription regulator complex. The transcript has 2 exons. The record is from RefSeq and is a predicted model, not a curated record. Gene Ontology annotation, biological process: regulation of transcription by RNA polymerase II.
UUUUUUUUUUUCUUCUUAUUAUUUUGUCUUUCUUUCUUUUAAUAAAAUAAAAAUGGAUUAUACCUCUCCUCCACCCACAUACUUUAAUUCUGUCAGUCGUUCGUACUCUCCAGAAUAUCAUCAUGUGGAUUCGCCUACCUACAGCUUUUCAAGCGGCAGCAGCAGUGAUCUAUCAAGACCUUUUGAUGAUACAUUUAUGAUCAAAAGAGAGGGAAUAUCACCUAUACCUGACUCGUUUUAUGACGCUUAUUCUCACCACUUGUCAACGGGGUUACCCCUUUUAACGCCACCAGCAAAUGAACACUAUAUCAAGAAGGAAGAUUACCAAGAGAACAAUAUCAUGUGCUGCCCACCUCCUCCUCCACCACCACAACCAACAUGUUAUUCAGGCUGUGAUUGCAUAGGUCCCAAUGUAUUCUAUAAUGGGAUGGUUUCAGAGGCAAUGUUCUAUGACCCUUUACCAUACAAUCUAUUACCUCCUCCACCACAACAGCAGCAUCAGCCUUAUGUCAAUCAACGCUCAAGACAACGCAUGCCCAGAGAUUCAUCGAUACCCACUUUACCUGAAAAGUCCUCCAAUGGGAGUCAUGCUACACCCAGAAGAUAUAAAUGUACUCUUUGCGUCAAGCGAUUUACCCGACCAAGCUCAUUAGCAACACAUAUGCAUAGCCAUACUGGCGAGAAACCAUACAAAUGCGUUGUGGAAGGUUGCGGGCGUAGAUUCUCCGUCGUCAGUAAUUUACGUCGUCAUGCUAAAAUUCAUACACAUACCCCAUAAUUAAAAGGAUAGAGCAAGACUCCUUCUUUUUUUUUUUCCCUCCUUUUUUCUUUCUCCUUUUUUUUUUUUUUGUUUUAUUUUUUUUUUGUUUCGGUGGUAAAACGUCGAAUUGUAAUUAAUUCAGAUAAUUAACUCUUUCUUUCUUCUUCUUUUUUUUUUACACAAUAUACAUGUCACUAAAAAGCAAAAAAAAAAAAAAAAACCAAAAAGAAUCAAAGUGUG